UUCCCAGCUUAUUCCCCUUCUCCUAAAUUCGUAAUUAAUUUACUUUGAUUAACAGAUCUUAAGAGGAAGCCAUGAGUAGAGGUGGAAGCUAUGGUGGCGGGCAAAGUUCCCUGGGCUAUCUGUUUGGCUCUCAUGAUGAGAAACCGAGCGCUUCUCCUCCCACCCGGACAGUCGACCCACCUCCAUAUGGUAUCGAUACCAACAGUACGGAUCAGAAGCCUCCCGACGCUCGUUCUCCUACAGAGAAAGAAAAAGUGUCAAACAACUAUCCCCGAGCUCAAGGCCAAAACACAGGAAACUUCAUAACUGAUCGUCCGUCAACAAAAGUCAAAUCCGUUCCAGGCGGGGAUUCAUCUCUCGGUUACUUGUUUGGAGAUAAGUAAUAUUCCUCUCUCCGAACUCUAGCAGCUCUAUUAUGGAAUCUGGAGUAGCUCUUUUCUGGGUUUUGAAUAUUAUGUACAAUAAAGGAUUCAGUUCCAAAGAAGGGUUGGAUUUGCAAGGUUCCUGAUUUGUGUAUGGUGUUUGAUUUUCUUACAGACGUACGGUGUGUAAUGAUUUGCAGAUAGGUCAGCCAAUAUAUAUGGAAGUAGUGUGCUUGAUUUAAUAAGAAGGAAGUUAGUAUAUAAGUGUGUGAAUUCCCAUAUAUUUUAAUGAAAAUCUAUAUACUGAAGUUUGCUGAUCAUCAGGUUCGUGUCCAUAUUUGGAAACAAUAAAGUGAGCUUUCCAUUUUA
This is a messenger RNA of Carya illinoinensis, 731 nucleotides long. Its product is annotated as protein SPIRAL1-like 5. The record is from RefSeq and is a predicted model, not a curated record. The coding region runs from base 72 to 383 and encodes 103 amino acids. NCBI's taxonomy places the organism in Eukaryota, Viridiplantae, Streptophyta, Magnoliopsida, Fagales, Juglandaceae. The transcript is spliced from 2 exons. Gene Ontology annotation, cellular component: cortical microtubule, transverse to long axis. Gene Ontology annotation, biological process: cortical microtubule organization.